This is a messenger RNA of Sclerotinia sclerotiorum 1980 UF-70, 429 nucleotides long. RefSeq lists its product as hypothetical. The transcript has 3 exons. NCBI's taxonomy places the organism in Eukaryota, Fungi, Ascomycota, Leotiomycetes, Helotiales, Sclerotiniaceae. The coding region runs from base 1 to 429 and encodes 142 amino acids. The record is from RefSeq and is a predicted model, not a curated record.
AUGAGAUUUUUUCCCUCAACCUUCAUUGUCUCAUGCAUUGCAUCGGCCGCAGCUAAUCCUCUUGUCUCCAUUUCGCCCAUGGCGGACAGUCCCAUUCCCCUUCCAUCUCUUGUAAUCCCGAGCUACGCGGUUCUCAACAGUUACUGUGAGGAUGCAGGUUCGAAUGCUUAUGUCGGAGUACAAUACGAUAAUGGUGUGAUAACCUCCUACAAUUACGGCGAAUGUUAUCCUUACACCGUGAACGGCAGUGCCGCAUUGGCCGCAGUUUUUUGCAAAAGUGUAACUUGCAACAAUUGCCUAGGCGAUAAUUGCACAGAUCCAAAUCUUACGCUCACGGUCCCAAGAAGUCUAGUUUUGGUCAAUCCAUGGGGACUCCUGACAACAGUAUUAGGAAAAGGGGCAAUAUGUCAAAAACCGUCGCUAUCCUGA